Molecule: messenger RNA, 3588 nt
Organism: Galleria mellonella (greater wax moth)
Lineage: Eukaryota; Metazoa; Arthropoda; Insecta; Lepidoptera; Pyralidae
Exons: 6
Coding region: 143-1984 (613 amino acids)
Source: RefSeq, a predicted model, not a curated record
GUGACCACUAUUGGAGUUUUUUAUUUUUUUUAUUUUCUAUUUACUUUUUUAAGUUGUAGAAAAUACUUUAUUCUAAAAAAAUAUUUCUUUUAAGCUUUUUAUACAAUAUGACCGCAUUAAUAAACUAAUACUAAUAAAUACAAUGUGUUCCGAAAAAAAGAAAAUGAAGUUAACAGAGUCGACAUCAGUUGCAAAUACAUGUAAGCGACAAGGUGAAUCAGUAGAACCGUCGUUUAAACGAGUAAAGACAGAGAAACCCCCGAAAGAUGAUCUUCAGGCCAAAAAAAGAAAGAAUUUUAUUACAGCUUGCGAAAGAGUUUCCUAUGAGGCAUAUUUUGAUCAGUGUUCUCGAUUCCAGUUAUUCUAUUUACCUACAUGCGCUAAAGGCAAUUGUUUACAUCAAGAAUACAAACAUGGAGGUAACAUAAAGGAGAUUCCAUCAUAUGCUGAAGAAUCAUUUAAAAUUGAAAUGAAAACUAACAUGUGGUGUGAAGCUUUAGAAGUAUGUCAACUGUGUAUCACUCCAGAGCAAUAUUUAUCUGCUAAUGUUUUAAAAGACAUAGUAGAAAUAAUGCUGAAUGCACAUGAUGAUAACUAUGUUGGCUACACUAUACAAUAUUUAAUAGAUAAAUGCCAAACAAUUCUGUCACAAAACUUCAGCAUACAUCCACCAUGCAUGGUUAAAAGUCUUAGAAAAUGUUACAAUGACUUUUUAAUGUCUCCUAUGGAGCCAAAAGAGAAAACAUUUACUAACAGAUCACAAUUUGAAUGUGAAAAAGGCAUUGUAAAAUAUUGUAUGAACAGACUACAAUAUGAAAUCAGUAUAGAGAGUAAAGAUGGACCUCUCAUAAACAAAGAUGAGAACAUUCCAGAAGAAAUGAGGCAAAGUGUUAAAGGCUUACACUGGAUAAAAGAAAAACUAGAAAUUUAUGAACUGUUAGAAAGAAAUGAGAGAAUUGAAAGACUCAUGUCUGUUCUAGAAUGUAUUAUAGAACUACUGCAAUAUGAUUUAGCUAUAUGGCAUUCAAGAUAUACUAAUAAUUUAGGCUCACACAUCAUGCGGUCUCACAAACCGCUAAUGGCAUAUAUUUUGUGGGGAAACAAUGUGCUUUAUACUGGUACAGUUAAUAAUAACUGCAGGCAAAUUUUAAAACUGUUUGUCUAUAUGGUGCACCUACAGUAUCCACAAGAUUACAUAAUAAUUAUGACGACUUGGCUUAACAUAAUUAUUCAAACAUUUUAUAUUUGUGAAAAAAACUCAAACUGUGACUAUCCAAAUACAGGCAAAUAUUGCAAUAUUUUCGCAAACGAAUUUUAUAAAAUCAUCUCAGUGAUGCCACCACAAUCUAUUAUUAGAAUACUAGAAAGGAUACAACCACAUUACAUGCAAUACCUUGUAGGUUCUUUGCAUGUACAAAAGUUAUUAUCAUCACAAUUUGAUGACAUUAUUGUUAAUUUAACAAAUUUUAUUGAAAAAUCACAAUGGAAUCAAUAUCCAAUGAGUGAAAAUGAAAUCAAUAUAUCAAAAAAAUAUGACACAAAACCCAAAAGAGUUAAAAAUAUUUUGCACUUUCUUUCAAAAAUGUGUAGAAGUUGGAGAUCAUCAUCAAAAUCUAGCUCCCUAAAUUAUAGAGUAUAUCCUAAAUUUGACCAAGAUUCUUUAAAUGAUGAUUACAAAAUUAAUAUUAAUUAUGUUGUUCACACUAUGUAUAUAACACUGGAGGCAUAUUUUGAUGCAUUUAAUGUGGAACGUAUUCAAGAAACAUUGGAUAGUUUGAAUGAACAGAUACUUACACAUAAUGAUACUGUUGACCAGGUUACAAACUACAGCUCAUAUAGUGUUACAGAACACUUCAUAAAAAAGUACAGGUCUAUAUUCCAGAAACUACAAGAACUUGUGUUGAUAUUACAUAAUUUGAAAACCACUGGAGAACUGCCUGAGGUUCUAAAAGUAUUUGAGAAAAUUGGCUUAUUAGGUUUAUGAAAUAUCAGAUUUUAUAUAGUAAUAAACCUAUGUAAGAAAUGUAAUUUACUUAUGCUUGAAAUUUUAUAUUAUCUUCCUGUUUGUAUUUUAUCUUCACAAUUUGCUCUAAUAUUUUGUUGACAUAUUCUAUCUAUACUUUAAAUAACUAUUCUGUCAUUAGUAAUUUGUACUAGUCACUAGUAAGAGCCAAAAACUUCAUGAACAAAAUAGAGUAAAAUAGUAUUAAUUAGUAACUUACAUACAUUUAUUACAAAAUAACUUGUAAGGAAUAUUGUGAUAUUGAUUAGUUUUUACUGUACUGUUCUAGGAUAAAAAAGGACCAAGUUGAGUAACUCAAUUUUUUUAUGUACUUAAUAUUUUUUUUUAUAAUUGAUGCCAUAUGUUGAUCACAUUUAAAAUAAAUUUUAAAAAGAUAUAAAAUUAAUGUCUUUGAUCUACAUAUGUGCCUUUACUAUUUCCCUCAUGUAAAUAAUUCUUAGUUUCAUAUUAUUAUGGUCAAAAAUGUACAAUGAUUUGUUACACAAAAAAUAGCAUAGCAUAUAUGGCGACAACUACAUAUAACAUGUUAACUACUUAUAUGAGAAAUAUGAUCUGUGUCAAUAAAACUAGAAAAUGUAAAGAAAUAAAAACCAUAAAAUAAUCUGUUGAUUUUCAAUAAAUAGAGAUUAGUGUUUUUGUAAUAAUUUCAACAUAAAUUGGUCACCUUUUAAUUAAAUUCAAUUGAAUCAGUCUAUAGUAAUUAUUAAAUGGUAAUUAUGCAAUACUAUCUGUUCCCCUCGUCUUUUUCCAUGUAAAUACUGAUUCAUAUGAGCAAAACAAUAUAUUGAUAUAGUGUCCUAAAUAAGGAUAAGACCUACCAUACACCAAAUUUCAUUCAAAUCCAUUCUGCAAUUUAAGCAUAAUUGAGUAACAAAUAUCCAAACAUCUUCACAAUCUUUCACAUUUAUAUGAAUUAUUUAUAUUACAAGGAUAUGAAACUUUGAUUCAGAUACCUGUUAAUAUAGACAAUAUGACCUGAAUAUAACUAUAUAUGAUAAUGUUGAAGGCAAAAUAAUCUUAUUACACUCUCCAAGUAUGUCUUCUCAGUACCAGGCUUACAAUGUAAAGCAGGGUGCUGUGAAUUAAUAUAACUGCCAUAUCAGAUUACCUACCAUAUAGAUAGUGCCACCUAAAAAAGUAACUAAAAUAAAUAUAAAGAAUAAGUAACUUCAAGGAGGGACUUCUUUAUUUUAUUUGUAACUAUCCUAAUGGGAGACAGGUAUGUAUUCUAUGUAUAUAUCAUAGAUAAAAAAAUAUGUAUUUGUCAAAGAUCAUUAUCAUUUGUUUAGACUAGAAAAAUUUACUUGGUCAAACCAAGUCAAUUUCUCAUGUGUAAUUAUUCUAGAAAACUAUUUUAAUACAUAGUCUUAAAAUUUGUUUAUAAUGAAAUCAAUUUUCCUACCUGUAUGAGAAGAGAUUGAGCCAUAAAAUAUUUAAUAAAUAUUACUGCCACUGGUUUUUUAAGUGCUUAUGUAUUUUUUUCUUUAUAAAAUUUUGCUGUUCCUGCCAAGUACAUGGUGUAAUUAUAAAUUUAUACUGGAUAAAAAUAAAACAAAUUGAAGUUA